This is a messenger RNA of Staurois parvus, 470 nucleotides long. The record is from the annotation of a GenBank genome assembly. NCBI's taxonomy places the organism in Eukaryota, Metazoa, Chordata, Amphibia, Anura, Ranidae.
UGGUGCUCCUUAUCAUCUCUGCUGUUAUCCGUAUUUUGCUAUCACUCGUUAUUGACCCUUGGCUUGUUCUCGACUACGCUUCUGCCUGAUCCCAACCUGAAACUGCUCCUUACUGACCUUGGCUUGUUUACUGACCACGCUUCCGUUUGAUCCUUACCUGUUUACAUGCUACUGGACCUCCGCUUUCUCACCUCCUGUGACCUGCCUGUGUACCUAUCCUGCUGGUUUCAGCCAGUAUCGUGCUCCUUAUCAUCUCUGCUGUUAUCCGUAUUUUGCUAUCACUUGUUAUUGACCCUUGGCUUGUUCUCGACUACGCUUCUGCCUGAUCCCAACCUGAAACUGCUCCUUACCGACCUUGGCUUGUUUACUGACCACGCUUCCGUUUGAUCCUUAAUUGUUUAUACGCUACUGGACCUCCGCUUUCUCAUCUCUUGGUGGGGUUAUCCUGAGGACUGUGACCUGGUGCUAAC